AUGGCCGACAAAGUCACGCCUCGCAGGGGCGGCGAUCCCGGCGAGCCUACGAAUGCGGCGGAUAAACGGCAGCAGAGCGAGAAAGACGCAAAGGCUUGGAAAAGCCACAUACACAAGCGGAUCGUCGAAGCUGUGGAGGACAUCGGUUCCUUUCUGACGGAAUUUGUUCACUCUGAAAAGCCCGUCCCCGCUUGUCCAGACGUUACGUUCAGCGCGAAGGUGCCUACUGGGAAAGGAAAGGAACACCGCAUGUACGGGCCUCUGGUAAAAGGCCUGACCAGCCUAGUGCGCCAGUUCGAAAAGAAGAAACGACCGGAGUUCGUGAACCAUGCACACAAUGUCAUGCGAUUCCCAUUUGCUCUCGGCGACGACGACCAGCAUGUCACAAAACCGGACGUCGUAGCGACCAUCCCCGAACUCCCGUAUAUCCCCCUCUUGAUCGCUGGCGAAAUGUCGCCGUGGUUUUCGAGGCCAAACCAUGCGCACGAGGAGACGCUCGUCCAGCUGGCCAAGAGUGCGCGCAACAUCAUGCUUGCGCAGGGCCGAUUGUUCGCCUUCGUCAUCGGGAUCUACGGACACAAGGCACGCAUCUUCCGUUUUGAUCGAGCAGGGGCCGUAUGUUCUCCGCCAUUCGAUUAUAUGAAGGAGCCCCAAAUUCUGCACGCGUUUUUCUACCGCUUUCUCAACCCGAAGCAGGAGGGUUGCGUGGUUGUUGGCGACGAUCCGACCUCUAGUUUGGGCACUCAUGAGGAUCGCGCACGAGUGCAGGAUUUGACGCAGAAGUACGAUCCUUCGUACACGUACACGGCGGAGAAUAGGAAGGCCGUCCGUCGAUUCAUAGUGACUAAUGGCAAAGAGAAGACGACGUAUCUGGCGUACAAGCUGAUAUUCGUUAACCCACGACUCUUCUCGCGCGCGACGACGAUCUGGGAGGCCUUUGAACUUGACGAACAGGGCGAAGGGACGGGCAAACGUGUCGUUAUCAAGGAGGCCUGGCGACAAUUCGUGCGGGCAUCGGAGAUCGGCUUCUAUCGCUUAUUUCAGGAGGCAGCAGACGAGGCAGAGGAGAGUACAGCAUUGUCUUUCGCCAACAUCGCCGAGUUCGAAUAUGGCGAUGAUCUGGGCUUGCGAGAGGCAAGGAAGCUGGCCGGCGAGGACAAGGACACUGUGGCACCGUCUACCGCAGAUGAAUGUUUCGAAGAUUUUCCUGAACUGGAUGUGCCUUACUGGCACGUCGUGGGACAUAGGACCGUAACCGCCCGCUGCCGAGACGGGGACAUCGAGUACAACGAGCGCAGUCAAACGCGGUUGGUUUCGAAGACGAUCGGAGUGCCGAUCACUGACUUUGAGUCAACGUACGAGUUGGCUACGGCUCUCCGGGACGCCAUAGAGGGGCAUCGACAAGCCUAUGUGGCUGGAGUCGUCCACAGAGACAUCAGUAAUGGCAACGUCAUGAUUGCCCGCAGACCGGAUGGUUCAAUCAUAGGCUUCAUUCAUGACUUCGAUUACGCAUUCAGCUGGAAACGAUUCCUGCGGGGCUCAGGGAGGCCCGUCAACAUGAAGCAGUGGGACAAAUACGUUCGAGAUGAGUACAAGGACGUCAUGCAGACCAUGUUACAGCGAAUGGUAGCCAAGAUGCGCGGCAACUCCACCGGCGAACCUGCGCCGAACCCUAAAGACCCAAAGAACGACCACAAGCAGCGAACGGGUACACUACACUUCAUGGCGAUCGAAGUUCUCAACGAGCACGCAGACAUUCCACACGAAGCUCAGUAUGACCUCGAGUCCUUCUACUGGUUGCUGGUGUGGAUCGUCCUGCGGCACACUGCCUAUCUGCAUCUUGAUGGCGAGCAGGCCUGGCACCGUCUAUUCGACGCAAGGUUGCACGAAAGCAUAGCUCUUAAAGAGUCAUGGCUGAGGAAAGAACCGUCAGUGAUGGUCGAAUCCAACGAAGCGUUGACAGGCCUCCUGGAGGACUUCAGGAAGCUCUGUAAGAGAAACCACGAAGACCCUGACGCUCGUAUGACUCACGAGGAAGUCCUGGCGAUUUUCAACAAGGCAUUGGAGAAGCGCGACGCUUGGCCCAAGGACGACCGCGCGAAACCCUGGACUCCACCCAAGUAUGACCCAGUCGGUGAGAUACCGGGUAUGGAGAGGCCAUCUGGUCAACGCCGCAGCAAGGGCACCCUCACCUACACCUCUCAAGGGGCAUCGCGCGACAUAUCGAGUUAUCUUCCCCGGCCUCCCGUUCCGACUCGCCGUGCCAACGAACUUCACGAGGGACAGCAAACGGAGACGGAGACGGAUUCAUCCGAUACCGAUGCGCAGGAUGCAGCGAAGGCAGCCAGGCGGAAGGGUCGGGCGAGAGUUGCCCGCGGUCAAUCGACUGGAGGACGAACCGCCACUACGCGUACCUCGACUACAGAGUCUAACGCUGUUGGCACCCACGAGAUCCCCCCAUCAAGUGACGGCGGUUCAUCUCAAUCACACCCGUCCGGCUACCUUCUUCGUUCGGUGAAGACCAAGAAGGCGGACGAGGUUCAACAGUCAACCAGCAGCACCUCUCCCAAGAUGGGACCUCCCCCUGCUCCGAGGACCCGCUCUCGAGUCCGAGGGUCGCAGAGCCAAUCGUCCAAACGGCCUGCUAGUAGACAGGGCGGCGCCUCGAAACGAGGGAGCAGCGCGACGAAGCGGACUCGCACUCGUGAAGAAGAGGACGAAGACGACGUCGGAGAUGACGCUGGGUCGUCUCACUCAUCGAAACGUCCGCGGACUCUGAGCAACCCUCGAAACACUAGGUCAUCGCGCAAGCCACGGGGCAAGCGUACAUGA
Fomitopsis serialis is the source of this 2832-nucleotide messenger RNA. RefSeq lists its product as uncharacterized. The record is from RefSeq and is a predicted model, not a curated record. NCBI's taxonomy places the organism in Eukaryota, Fungi, Basidiomycota, Agaricomycetes, Polyporales, Fomitopsidaceae. Gene Ontology annotation, molecular function: protein kinase activity. The transcript has 5 exons. Bases 1 to 2832 code for a protein of 943 amino acids. Gene Ontology annotation, biological process: protein phosphorylation.